AUGGCACCGGACGCAGCAUUUUCAAACCUCAGUGACAAGAACGAAUUUACUAAGUUCACUAGAUUCCUCGCCUAUAAAGGCGUUCAGGUCAUAGUAGAAUCUAGGAAAGGGGUAAAAAUUGAGCUGAGCAGUAAGCCACUAACUUCUGACUCUGAUUGGUUCAAUCUCCAAAUACCAGACUCGCCAGAAGUCAACCAAGCUACCAAAAACGCUCUGCCAUCAGACAGAGUACUUGAAACUAUACGAUCCCAGUUGCAUGUUGAAAUAUCAGUGCAAACUGAAGAUGGUGAUGAAAUGGUACUCGAGCUGUGGACUUUGGGACUUGAUGAGACACAAUUUGAUACCUCUCUCAAAGCAAUGAACACUGUUUAUUUCCGAAUGGGCAUACUUUUAAAGUCCUUGAUAACUAUCACAAGGAUAACGCCAGCCUAUCAUUUAUCACGAAAACAACGAAUGGAAUCUUUCACUAUAUUCUAUAGGGUAUAUAAUGGAGAACCUAAAAUUAAAUCAUUAGGAGAUUCUGUGAAAAACAUCCAAGCUGGAACUCUUAAAACUCCUCUAGGAGGCCUAUGUUUUUCCGUUGCUUACAGAACCAACUUCUCAAUAUCACCUAAUCGAACAGAUAAAAGUAAGACCUUACUUUUAAAGAGUGAUCACUUUGAACUGAGUCCUAAGCACGUAAUAUUUGAGUGCAAAAAGAAAAAGGAACAGAAAGACAAAGAAUACAAGUCAUUAAAACAAGUGGACCUGAAUAAACCAUUACGGUUAGCUGCUUUUGUUGAUGAAGAAGUCAUUCAGAGAGCUAUAGAGGAAUUCUUUAAAAAGAUACCUAUCCCCAGGUGUAGGCAGAGGGAGAGGCCCAGAGUCAAAACGCCCCCUAAAGAAUACCCCAUAGAAUCAAAGAGCACACAGGACUUGGACACAACUAUUCUCUCUAAGAGUCCAACAUCUUUUGAGAUGCCUCCUAGAAAAUUUGCCGGUUUCAGAAGUGAAACUGAACCGCCAUUGAAAUUGCUUCAAUUUCCUUUCGCUGACAACCACCCUAUUAGAGAUUUAGCGGAGUUUUACAAAGAUUUCUUUAAUGCUCCCCACUUGAAGUUAGCUGACGAAUUGGGCUCUAUUAAAAGCUCUGAGUCAGUUAAGGAAAAUAUUGAAAACGAUGAUUUAUCUAAAGACUUGGAACUGUAUGAGAGUUCCGUGCAAGAGUUUGACGAUCUUUUAGCUGAGAUGUGUCGUUCGGCAGAAUGGAGUGGGAACUAGGGAACAUUGGUGAUGGGUAAAGACUGAUAUUGAAUGGUUACUAUAAAGGUUUUAAUGUUAAGCCAGGUAUAAACUACUUGAUGUGAAUAACAAGGUAGCAAAAAUAAUGAGUGUGUAACAGUUGCAGUCUGCCGUAUAGAUUGUAUUAAAAGCCAUUUCAAUUCAAGAACUGCAUUUGUUUGCAUGAAAUAGAAAAAAGUUCGAGAAUAUCUAGUCUUAUUUUCUGUUUAUUUUAAUUCACUUCAAAAAUAUGGGCAAACUGCCCUGUUACACUUUUUAUGUUUUAGAAACCUUUGAAUUUCAUAUAAUGUAAUUUACUGGUAACUUUUUAUGUAAAUAAUGAAUUAUAUACCGGUUUACUGCUAUAGUAAUUAUUAUAUGAAUAUGUAAAUUAGAUUGCAGUCAUUUUGUAGUAAAUACUUGAUGUCCUAUUUUAAUUGCUGGCCAAUGUAAUUCCGUCAAAUGGUAUUUUAAUACAUAGAACUUUUCUAGCAAAAACAAGGGAUUGACAACUGAAGAUAAAUAUAUAAAAGAAAAUGAUAAUGAGUUGUACCUAAUAAGGGUGGUUUUCCACCUAUCCAAUUUCUUUGUCCAAUGUGUAUUGCGUCUUGCGUCUCACAUUUUGCUUUAAUGAGAGAGUGAGACGCACUGACAUUGGACAGGUGGAAAACCACCCUAACACACAGAAAGGUUUUGAUAUUUCAUUUUAUCAAUUGCUCUUUUUUUGCUAGAAAAAGUUAUAUAAGUAGUUAUUUUAUUAAGAAACCAUUUUUAUCAUACUUAGAUGUCGGCUAUACCAUUCGCUCCAUGUACAGUACAUAAAUUAGCGAAAUUUUGGCCUUGAAAAGCGCACCCAUAAACAUGGUGGUAUGAGGUUUUUAAUAAUAAAAAAUGCUUUUACCAGUGUUAUUACCACUUAUUUUUCUUUACUCUAAAACUUAGUGUACACAACACGUAAGAUAUCCAUAAGUUUUGUAACCCAAACGUACUUGGAUAGUUACCCAAGCAUUCAUUAGCUUUUUUUUUUGCGUGAUCCUCCUUGAGCUUUGGUGACCAACAAUAGAAUUACCUAAGUAAUAUAAAUUGCGGCAAGGUGGGUCUUUCUUCACUCAUCUUUAUAUGGGUACAAUAUCAAUUAAAAAUGAGAUGUGGGUCUGUAAUGUCUGUAUUAAGUACUUGCUUUCGUUUUGGUGUAAUUUUUUAUUAUAACAUGUGCAUACCUAAAUGAAAUAAACCAAUGGUAAUGUGAAAUGUAAUUAAUUUUGUACAAAUAGUUAAUUAUAAAUGGAAUAGGCAUGUUAUUUUAAUUUUGAUUUUGUUCAUAGAAAAUGUAAACAUUUUGCUCUUAUGCCUUAUUAAUAAAAUUCUAUUGAAA
Molecule: messenger RNA, 2635 nt
Organism: Cydia splendana
Lineage: Eukaryota; Metazoa; Arthropoda; Insecta; Lepidoptera; Tortricidae
Product: autophagy-related protein 13 homolog
Exons: 1
Coding region: 1-1260 (419 amino acids)
Biological process (GO): autophagosome assembly; piecemeal microautophagy of the nucleus; protein localization to phagophore assembly site
Cellular component (GO): phagophore assembly site; Atg1/ULK1 kinase complex; cytosol
Source: RefSeq, a predicted model, not a curated record